AAGAGUCGAAAGAGGAAAAAUGUUAAAGCCAAAACCAUACAAUAGUGCUAAAAAGAUUGUGGAAGCGCAAGUCAUCGUAGCGAUGCAGAAGCAAGGAUACACUUUGAACGCUGUAAAUAAUUACGAUGAGAAUCUGCUGCACAUAAGCGCGGCGAACGGUUGUCUUGGUAUUGUAAGAGAAAUUUUGGACCAGAAGGAGAACUGCCGUGUCAUAGAUAGAAAGAAUAAAUUUGGAUGGACCCCGUUGAUGCAAGCAAUUCGUAAUGGAAAUAUCGACACUGUGAAAUUGCUCUUACAGAGAAACGCCGAUGUUAAUCAAAUGACUUAUCUCGGCAUGUCGGUCCUUGGAUUAGCCGCUGCGAUCAGUAAGGAGAUGUUCGAAACGGUGUACAACGCCUACCCGGACGCAUUAGCACACACAGCUAACGAUGACAUUACUCCAUUAUGCGUGGCUGCCAUGAAGAACGACAAGGAACUGUUCUUAAGAUUGUUGGAAUUAGGCAUGCCGUCCUCGACUACUAAUAGGUACACUCGUAUUAUGAUGAAGCGUUCCAUAGUACCGGAAAUAGCUGCUCUGGCGAACGAAGAAUUGGCCAUAGAUGACUAUUGGAGUGAUACAUCGGAUAAUAUCGAAAUUAUAAGCGAACAAAAUAUCAACAGUAUGACAGAAGAUUGUUCUAUUUCAAAUGAUGACGAGAAUAAAGGAGAAAAACCCAAGCUGCAUUUGUUACAAUUUCCUGCACUGGAAUUUGGCAAGCAAACUAGCAGAAUAUCACCAAAUUUAACCUAUGAUGUGUUCAUGUUUCCAAAAGCCAAUUUUGAAAAGGACAGUCUUAUAGAAAAAUCAAACAUUUCCAUAGAUGAAAAUGCGAACGAAAAAAGAACGGAAAAUGAUUUGGAAAUGAGUUAUGCGACGGACAAGGAUGAACUUGAAUCAUCUCCAACUGUACUUCAAAG
Mycetomoellerius zeteki is the source of this 957-nucleotide messenger RNA. RefSeq lists its product as uncharacterized. The annotation marks the transcript as partial. Lineage: Eukaryota; Metazoa; Arthropoda; Insecta; Hymenoptera; Formicidae. The transcript has 4 exons. The record is from RefSeq and is a predicted model, not a curated record. Gene Ontology annotation, molecular function: protein binding.